CGUUUUAGUGUUGACAGUUGCUUAGACAGUAGGCUUCUGUUUUUUUGGAUUUAAUUGUAAAUAUUUAACAUAAUGAACGAAAACGAUGAGGAACUUACUACAUUUUGUGAUUCAGCAGCUGCAUUGGUAGAAGGCUGUAGAUUGCCUGUUCGCAUGCAGGGAGGCAAUGACUGGCCUCUAGCAGAAAUUAUUAGUAUUAAAGAGAUUCGAGGACAACGAGGCUACUACGUGCAUUAUGUUGACUUCAACAAGCGCCUUGAUGAAUGGGUGUCCGAGUCCUGGCUGGAUACUCGCAAGGUGCAGUUCCCCCGGAGAGAUGGAGCCCCUGCCCCCGCCGGGACCACCACUCCGAAGAAGACACACAUUGGUUCAGGAGGUGGCAUUAUGCCUCAUGUUAUUAAUGAUAGAGUCUGCAAUGACAUACCGAAAUCUAGUAGCGAUACCAAUAGAGAGCUACAAGCUAGUGUGACACCGUUACAGCACAAAGCCCCAGAAAGAACACAUUUUGGCGAAGCGCUCAAUGGUUCCGUUCACAAAAAUGCACCUGUCCCCGGCACGCCAAUGGCGGAGCCGCGGGCGCUGGUGUCGCGGCCCGCGAGCCCCACGCUGCUGGCCGAGCCUCCGCUCGUCAACGGCCAGGCCGUGCUGGCCGCCGCGCUGCACAAGAAGAUGAACAGAAAACGGAAAGCUAACUCCAUAGACAACGAGUCAGAGGCUGGGGAAGAAGGCGAGGCUAGCGCAUCAGGCGCUGCCACACCGACCACGAGACCACGACAGUCCGGCUCUCUCGUAGCGCACGGUCAUGAUGACUUGGUGACACGCAUGAAAAACAUCGAGAUGAUAGAGCUCGGCAAGCAUCGGAUCAGACCCUGGUACUUCGCGCCCUACCCACAGGAAAUGGUGAAUCUCCCCUGCAUAUACAUAUGCGACUUCUGUUUAAAAUAUAGGAAAAGUAGAAAAUGUUUGGAAAGGCACUUGAUCAAAUGUAAGCUAAAACACCCUCCGGGUAACGAGAUCUACCGCAAAGGCAGUAUCUCGUUUUUCGAGAUCGACGGACGGAAGAAUAAAUGCUACGCGCAGAAUCUCUGCCUGCUGGCCAAGUUGUUCCUCGACCACAAGACCUUAUACUACGACACUGAUCCCUUCCUGUUCUAUGUUAUGACGGAAUUUGACUCUAGAGGUUUUCACAUAGUAGGAUAUUUUUCAAAAGAGAAAGAAAGUACAGAAGACUACAAUGUAGCGUGUAUACUGACUCUACCUCCAUACCAAAGAAAAGGAUAUGGAAAACUUCUAAUAGAAUUUAGUUACGAACUGUCCAAGUUCGAAGGCAAAACGGGUUCACCUGAGAAACCACUCUCAGACUUGGGACUCCUCUCAUAUCGGAGCUACUGGGCACAGACCAUCCUGGACAUUCUGAUGCACAGCAAACCAGUUGGCGACAAUGAAAAACCUAUAAUUACUAUAAAUGAAAUCUGCGAGCUGACCAGUAUUAAGAAGGAGGACGUGAUAAGCACGCUCCAGAACCUUAACCUGAUCAACUACUACAAGGGCCAGUACAUCAUCUCGGUCAAUCAGGAACUUAUGCAGCAACACGAGAAGAGUAUGGAGAAACGAACGUUGAAGAUAGACCCGAAAUGCUUGCAUUGGACGCCUAAAGAUUGGUCGAAACGUGCCAAAUGUGUUUGAGGAGCUGCGAGAUAUUACUCUGGCUUCCGACACGUAGCCGAAUUCGGAGCAAAAGUCUUCAUAGAAGAAUAGGUAAAUAUUGUAUCUAUGUCUUACAAGUAACAUAUAUCUAAAAUCUAACUUCGCUACAAAUAAAUUGGGCCGGUAUAAUACCACCCUAGAGGCGUGCAAAUACAUUUUUGGAACGUUGGCUCUGUAAGUUUGUGAACUCAACUGUACUUUAGUACUAGACUAUAUAAGGUGCUUACAUUAUUAGUUGCAGAUAUUCUAACAGAUGAUACUUUACUUUAAAACAAUUAACUUUAAAUAGAAACUAAGACGUUUUUACGUAGCAUAUUUGUUUUUCAGUUUUCUCCAAAAAAACAUCGUAAAAGCUAUAAUGUUAGUGUGUGUGUGUAUGAUAGCAGUUUUUUCUAUCUGAUAUUAAUAUGCAGUAGUUAUAUUUGUACUUACACAGUUAACAUAAUUUAUAAUUUAUGAACCUCCAGGUCUUUUUUUUAUUGUAUCUUUUGUUGCAGUACAUCUUUUGUAUUGUAUUUUUGAUAGGUUUAUAUGACUGUUUGGUUUUCUCAAUAAAAAAAAAUAAAAUAAAAAAGUUUCAUACUUAAAUAUACUCCAGGAACUGAUUAUUAUUAGCUGUAUAAAUAUCUGCAACUAAUAAGGUAGCACCUUAUAUACCUAUCUGAACAAGUUGUAGUACCUAUAUGUAUAUAUAUUUCUGUAUAAAAAAAAUGCAUUACUAAAUUGUUACUGCUGGAUAGGGUUGCUAAUUAUAGUGUGAGUCGAAAUCCCCUAUGUCAUGUUGUAAAUCGUGAAUAAACUGACUCUGAUUUCUUUUAGGUUAAUAUCAAUUGGUGUUAUUUCUUUUGAGAGACUAAAAUAACCAAUAAGGUUAGAAUAUGACUCUUAGGCCCUUGGACUGUUGUCAAAAAAUCAUUGUUUGUAUAAGAUGUGUAAGUUUGAGACAAAUUUGUUGCUUCGAAUUUGACAAUCUAGAUGGCGCUGUAAGGGUACGUACAUUAUGCGGUAACUCUGUGUGUUGGAAGUUUUGACUUUUCAAUUCGUUCGACAAUUCAGUUAUCACAAAACAUGACGCAGUACAGCGCUAUCUAUUUCAGCUGUCAAACUAGGAACACUUUCUUCUUACCCCUUAUUCAUAAACGCGCUACAAACCUCAAUUAGCUAAUAAUCGUUUGUCUUUAUCUGUCCUUUUGACUUAUGUAUUUGUUAGAAAGGGAUAAAACAUAAUUUAACUAAAUCAGGCCCGUAAAGUUUUAUGAAUAAGGGGGUUAGACAACAUAUUUUCUAUAUUCAAUAAUUCUUUACUAUUGUUUCGAUUAUGUAUUUGCCGGUUUAUUAGCUAUCGAGCACGUAGCUCAAACAGUAUUUCAUAAAUCCAUUGUAAGCAAUCUUGAUAAAUUGAAGUAAAAUUUUAUCUGUCAUGUCAUGACUCAUGACUCAAGUAGCGUAUCAAUUGUUUAAUUUAUCGUAUGUCAAGAUGAUUGUAUUAGCGCUUGUACAUAUAGCAGUAAGACUAGAUAUUUGUUCUAAGCCUUAAUUGUGAUAUUAAAAUAUAUCAGUCUAGUACAA
This is a messenger RNA of Cydia splendana, 3276 nucleotides long. It is a transcript of the gene Tip60, whose product is annotated as histone acetyltransferase Tip60. Gene Ontology annotation, biological process: positive regulation of transcription by RNA polymerase II; negative regulation of DNA-templated transcription. Gene Ontology annotation, cellular component: chromatin; MSL complex. Bases 73 to 1686 code for a protein of 537 amino acids. Gene Ontology annotation, molecular function: histone H4K16 acetyltransferase activity; transcription coregulator activity. The transcript is spliced from 14 exons. The record is from RefSeq and is a predicted model, not a curated record. NCBI's taxonomy places the organism in Eukaryota, Metazoa, Arthropoda, Insecta, Lepidoptera, Tortricidae.